Messenger RNA from Zingiber officinale, 1826 nucleotides. Its product is annotated as protein CHUP1, chloroplastic-like. Gene Ontology annotation, biological process: chloroplast organization. Gene Ontology annotation, cellular component: chloroplast outer membrane. Bases 143 to 1636 code for a protein of 497 amino acids. The transcript is spliced from 7 exons. The record is from RefSeq and is a predicted model, not a curated record. NCBI's taxonomy places the organism in Eukaryota, Viridiplantae, Streptophyta, Magnoliopsida, Zingiberales, Zingiberaceae.
AAGCUUCAUAAUUUAGUCAACUGGUGAUCUCUUCCUCCUUCCUCCUUCCUCAGCUACCACGAUGAUAAAGAUAUAAUCUCGAAUAUAUAUACUCCACAGCUACAGGUUUGAGGCAGCAGUACUGCUUUGUCCAAGCAAAGCUAUGAAGCAAGAGCCCGCAGUUCCACGUGCAGCCAGAACCAGGGUAGUCUCGAGAGUGAAGGACUCUCCGAGAACAGAUACAGCUAAUGGGACCUCUACAGGGUUGAAGGCGAGACCAAAAUCUACUUCUUUUGAUUCAAGCAGCACAAAAUUGGCUGAGAGAUCUCCUCAGUUCAACAAGCGUAGGCCAGGCACUGACGGUUUGGGUGCCCCAAGAGUCGAUGGUGAGAGUGAGAGAUUGGUGAGGGAGUUGCAGAAGGAAGUGACAGGAUUGAAGACUGAGAUAGAGAAGUUGCAGGUGAGGAAUGUUGAGUUGGAGUCACAGAACAGGAAGCUGGAGCAAGAUCUCGAUGCAGCUGAAGCAAAGAUCAAGAGCAUGGAGAAGAUUGAUCAGGAAAAGCAGAACAAUCCUACAGAAAUGGAGGUUAAAUUUGGAAACAGAAUCUGCAAGAACCAGCCUUUGGCAAUGGGACCUGCUACCCAAGCAGUAGAAUUUCAACCAAACGCAAUGAUUAAGAUGCCUGUUCCAACUUUGACGCCUUCCAAACGUGCUUCCCAUGGUCCACCACCACCACCACCACCUCCUCCUCCUCCUCCUCCUCCUCCACCUCACAAUGCUUCAGGAAGAGCAACAGUGAACAAGGCUUCCUCUGUUCUAGUCCAACUAUACCAUUCACUGACAAAGCAAGAGGGAAAGCAAGGUUCGACAAGCAAUGGGGGUUCUCCCAACACUAUCUCCAGUAUCGUACAUAGUGGCAUUGUUGGAGAACUUCAACAUCGAUCAGCUCAUCUAGUAGCGAUUAAAGCAGACGUGGAAACAAAAGGGCAGUUCAUCAAGCAGCUUAUAGAGAAGGUGCAAUUGUCAUCUUUCACUAGCAUGGAAGAUGUCCUAACCUUUGUUGAUUGGCUUGACGGAGAACUCUCCACCUUGGUUGAUGAGAGAGCUGUGUUGAAGCAUUUCGAUUGGCCCGAGAAGAGAGCAGAUGCAUUGCGUGAAGCCGCCGUUGAGUACCGUGAUCUAAAACAACUUGAAGCUCAAGUUUGUUCUUUGAAGGAAGAUUCCUCCUCACCAUGUGAGGCAACACUAAAGAAGAUUUCAAACUUACUAGACAAGUUGGAGCGCGGCGUCAAUCGAUUGCUCGAGUUGAGGAAUGCAAAUAUGAUGUUAUACAAGGAGUGCAAAAUUCCGACUGAUUGGUUGCUAGAUUGUGGCAUGGUUAACAAGAUGAAACAAAUCUCUGUGAAGCUUGCAAGACUCUACCUGAGUAGAGUGUCAAUGGAGCUCGAACUGUUUCAGCCCUCCGAAAGGCAAUCGACACAAGAGGCACUUCUGUUUCAGGGGGUGAAAUUUGCUUAUAGGGCUCACCAGUUUGCCGGAGGGCUCGAGUCAGAGGUGAUGAUCACAAUCGAGGAGUUGAAGAAGAAGGUUGAAUCACAGAGUAGAGGAUCACAACAGAAACAAUGGAAAGCUGGUACAACACUGGAAGUAGGCUAAAACUUUUCAGUUUGAUGCAGUUUAUUUAAUCAGAUUCUGAAAGGAGAUCAACCAAAGUUAACAUGGUGGUUUUGUUGGAUUGUUUGUCCUGAAUGACACAUUCAUGUCUGAAAUGAUAAACACAUUGGCUAUUUGCCUUGUUUAUACCAAUACCAAGAUGGAAUGGCUAAAACCAAAGGAAGUUACUUGA